AUGGAGGGCUCCAAACCCACAUCCCGAGAUCACUCAACUGCCUCCAGAGCUUUUAACACUAACGGUAUAAUUUAUGAUAAUUCACCAUGGAGGCCGGGAAGAGAGCCAGCGGAGCUUCGAGAAAUUUCAGAAAACAAUGACAGGAAAAUAAAAAAUGUUGCUACAAGGAUAAUGUCAAAUGGGGUUGAGGUUUUAGUAAGAGACAAAAAUUCUGAUGGAAAACACGAUCAGACAAAAUUUAUGGAGAUUAAAACAAUACAGCCAUCGGCGCCAAGUAAUAUGUUUGUCAGUAGUUUUUCAAAAAUUGACAAAAGAAUCGAUAACAAAGAGGAAAAUUCACACACCUUUGAUUUGAUUCAACCAUCUGAAGUUAGCCAACCGCCAUGUUCUCUUUCCUGUUCUUGUAGCAAUACAAAAACAGAAAGUUUGAAAACACAAUACACGACUUCAUUAUCAGCUUCAGAGAAAUAUAAUACGAAAACAUCUAACUACGGUUUUGUCAAAGUUGAUGUUCGACCUACGCAAAAAGAAACAGACAACCAAAGUCAGUAUGAACAUGAUGUUAAAGUACAUUCAGCGCCAACAGACAAAAUUGUAGAAAAAUAUACGGAAUUCGUCAAUGACUACUCGGAUGAAAAAGACGCAAAUUCUGUUAAAGAAAGUGAUUUACUUACUAAUGAACAAGCACCAACAGUAUCAAAUAAAAAUAAAAUAAGUAACAGUAAAGUACCUGAAGAUAAUAAAACAGAAAAGCCCGUUAAAACUAAUAAGAAUAAAUUUGUUGUUGCUGAUCUCUUUAAAUUAGGAUCUUUAGGUAUAAAAGGGUUAUCACAAUUGGCCCCGGUUAUAGAAAAAAUGACGGACACUUUUAUGAAAAGGCAAGAUACAAAUAAAACAACAGCAACAAAUAUUAAACCAAUAAAAAAACUAACACCUUACAAUGCUAAUGAACGAGUUGACAGUGACUUAGAUUUAAAGCAUAACAAUUUUCCAAUUUACAUACCAGUUGAUGAAAUGGAAACUUCUGAAUCACAAAUUGCCUUUACAAAUGCUACUUUACAUCAAAAUUUUGCAUGGGCUUCAGAAUUAAAGCAACCAAAAUCACGUAUAGCUCCUCCAAAAAUAAUUCAUGAAAGUCCUUUAGUUAACGGUGGAAUACCAAUAAGUCCUGGUGAAAUUAUCACUGCAAACUCUGACGUGAUAGUAGGUAAACCAGCUGUUGGAGGACCAUUGACUUUGGUAGCGAGUGGAAUUAAAUUACAGAAUCCCGUAAAUCCUCCUCCAAUCGAUAAUUUUAUGUCAAACAGUGAAUCGUAUUUAGUAGCAGAAAAUUCACCUUUUAACGAAAAAUCGGUUUUACCAUCAACAGUUGAUGACUCAUUUGACUUAAGACCGCCUGACUUACCAAAAAUAAAAUCAAAUCCAACCAGAGAUCACCACAGACAAUCAAUUCAUAAUAUGCAAAAUCUGUUUAAUAAAAAGAUUCCUUCAGUAUUAUUACAUCAACAAAAAGUUUCAUCUGAACCAGUUAAAGAAACAUCUAUAGGAAACCAUGGCAGCAUAUCAUUUAUGGAUUAUUCUUCAUCAUUAACAAAACCAAAUAAAAACCUACCUUUCGAACAACAUGUCGAUUUUCGUCCUUCCAAUAAAGGAAACCAAAAAGAAGAAAAUGUUAUUGACAACAAUCCUAGCGCCUCAGAAAUAAUAAGUACAAGUGUAACUACUGAUGGGGAAUAUGCUGUGUCUAUUAGUCAUGAUUUAGUAAACAAGCCGUUUCUGGUAGACAUUCAACCUUCAAGGGUUGCUAAUGUUAUUAUACCACAUGGAAGCUCCACAGCAUUAGUUUUUGCUGGGUCAUCAGAACCUCAUAAAACUGGUGAUUAUAUUGAUGAUCCACUUCCCUAUCCUGAACCUGGCUAUUUUGGAAGUUUUAGUAUAGAUGCACCACAAAUGACUUAUGUUCACAACUUUGCACCUAACAAUAAACCAAUUUUAGUGAAAUCAAGCAAUCCGUCAACCUAUCAAGGACAACAAUUAAGAAAUGAUUUCAAACCCAAAUGGAAAGAUACUGAACGUCCUGCAGAUUUCAAUACUAUGCCAGCAUCUAUUAGUAACCAGGAAAUAAAUAAGCAAGUUGGUCCGCAGAUCCUUUACAAUCCUGAUAUUUAUAAAAGUGAUGCACAAAAAUACAAUGUGGUUGGAGAAAACGAUAAGUCUAAAAGUGGAAAAGAGGUAAUUGACAAAGAAUAUGAAAACUAUUUAGCAGUCCCUCCUCCUCCACCAUCAAAGGUGCAACUAAAUCAUGAUAAUCGUUUCGAUAAAAAUAAGUCCUAUAAUCAACGUCCAGUUAUUCAUUCUAAACCAAUUCAAGACAUGAAAGUGUUUCUAAACAUGCAACAUCCAAUGUCAAAAGCACCAAAUCACGAUCAAAUGCCUCCUAAAGUUACUUCUGAAAUUUACUUUGCAGUGCAAAAUCCAAAUAGUAAACUGAUUCCUCCGUACAGGAUUCACUUACCACACACGCCUUCAUUAUACGAAAACAAAAAUGUGAAUUCACCCGUCAGUAAUACGCAGUCAAAUAAAAAUUAUAAUUCUCAUAUUGAUCAAGGUUUAUUGGCAAUGAAACCGGGGCCAAAUGUAAAUGCAGAAAAUUUGUCAAAGGCUGAUGGUGACAUUAAAAAUAUCGGACAAAUGAUAACAUUUGAUACAACUUAUAAUGAAGCCAAUAAUAACAAAUAUAGUCAAAAUUUAAGUAUGAGCUCAACAAGCACUCCUCAAUUAGAUCAAUUUAAUACUGACAUACCCAUAGGAACAAACAUUGCUAUUAGAGUUGAAGACGAUCCUUCUAGAUAUGAAAGUAUAGCAAUACAUAGUAAUAAAAAACCUAACAUUUAUGAUAACCAUGGACGUACACCCCCAAGAAUUUUACUACAAAAUAAUCAGUGGAACAAAACUGAAGUCCCAAGCGAAUUUAUAUUCAUUCCUGCUUUGAAUAAUAAUGUCAUUGAAGGUCAUAUAAAAAAAGAUAUAUAUCCUUCUUUGCCACCAUCAUUUAAUAGUCAUGCAAAUUUUCCCAUGAUAAACGAUUAUACAACUUCUAAAUAUGAUUUUGUUACACAAAUUAUAAGCGAAUCCGAUAAUACUAAGGUGCAAGGCGAUCAAAAGAGACCUGCAAAACUAAUACCAAAUAUUCCAACAAAUUCACAUAGUUGGCACUCCAGUAUGCCUGUAAUACCUGAGAAUGGCAACAAUUUAAAUAAAAUUAAUAGUAUAUAUUAUGUUGAGGCAACGACAAGAAAAAUCAUACCUAUUUCGUUUAAUUAUAAUAAAGAAAGUGUCCCAGAAUUUGGGGAAAAAAUCGCAGGCAUUGGUAAACCUCCAGUUUGGCAGAAUAGCCAAGACUUUACAAGUAAUUUAAGUAUUGGGCGACCGUUUUCAAAAUCACAAGUAAAUAAAGACCCAAGUUCUAGUAGUUCAAUGUCUACAAUUAUUAAGCCUAACUACAGUGAAAAUUACUUACCUUCAAAUUUGGAACCUAAACAACCAGCGUAUGAAAUACCUAUUAAAGAUAAUAGUCAUGAAACUACUACCGCUAAGAUUGUAAAAAAUAAAAAAGAAAAAUUAAAGCCAGUGUAUGAAAACUCCGAAGAAGUAUACGAUGGUGAAGAAGAGUUUGAACACAAUGAUAGUGCAGAUGGAGAAGUAAGCUUAGAGUCAAUUAAGGUACCUGUUGUGACAUCUUCUAGCGAAACAGAAAAUACUUCGUUGAGCUCAGGCGAUAUGAAUUACCAUAGAGGCCAAGGAUUUCAAACAAACACUCAUUCAGUCAGUUAUUACUCAGGAACUCAAACAGAAAAACCUUUUAUUACUUACAAUAACAGUCAAGGAGUUCGAUCUAAUACAAUAAAACCGAAUGACUAUGUGAGGAACACAUAUAUGAAGCCUAGACCUUUUAAAAUCAAUACCAUAACACCUCUUGAUCACCAAUUACAGCAGCCACAUUGGCAAAUAAAUCAAUUAAUGGAAAAUUCUACUAACAUGUCUUACGAAGAAACCCUGGAUCUAAAUAUAGGCGAAGAAAUGAGUACUACACAUAUGCCUUCUUUACAAGCAACUAGUUCUAAAAAAGAUAGUUCAAAAGAUUUGCUUAAGUUAGACCAUCAGAAUAGAACACAGGUAACAAAUGAAACAGCUAAUAUAAUUACAUCUACCGUGCAUAUAAAAGAUAAAAAACCCCUACUAUUAGAGGUGACCGAAAAAUCUAAUUUGCCGAGCUUUACAAUAACCACUGAUUUAAAUCACAAUAAAUCCAGUGAUAUUAUUAAUUUAUCACCUCCUCCACCCAUAUUUGAUUUUAGUUUUAAGCCCUCAACAAAAGAUGAGAUUAUUAUGGGAAUGAAUCCACCACCACCGAGAACUCCACCUCCAAAAUAUAUGCAAAGAGUGCCCCCAACUUCUCGCCCGAGAUUACCUGAUCGAACUCCUCCUCCGUAUAGAACUAUGCCACCUAGGGUGCCUACCCAACGACCUAAGAAACGACCUGCAACUAAAGAUGAAAUAUCUACAUACAGACCUACAUUCGAUUUAAUAAACAAACACAUUCGGCCAAACUUUAAUCGCAAUCAGCCGUCAUCGCAGCUGCUUCCCCCUCCAAUAGAUAAACCUUCAAAAAUUAUAACGGCUGUAGAGAUAGAUAUACCACCGCCAUCGGUAUCUAUAUCAUUAGAUUCUAAUAUUGUUUUUCCAACACCCCUUUCUUCAGGUUGGAUGACAUCAACCAGCGUUGACUUUUCCUCAAAAUUCAAUUUUGCUCCAACUUCCAUACAUUUUCCAAAACAACCUGAAGCUUCUACAGCAGUAAAAAUAUUUGAUACAGUUUCAACCAAAAAACCAGAUUAUGUAUAUUCUUAUGAAAGUGAAUCUUCUAUUGAAAACAUUGGUAGCUCUGAAUCAAUAUUACCCGAAAUAAAAGCUAAUAUAUCAGUCUCGAAGGAAAUGAGUACUGAAAUAAGUAAAGAACCAUUUACUGAAAAUUCAGAAAUCCAAACUAACAAUAUCGUGUCAGGCAAUGAGAUCAACAAUCAGUUAACGAAUAAAACGAAAGUAAAUCCCAUGGGAAAUAAAAACAGGACUCGUAAACCUUUUCCUAUUCAAAGUGACGAUAAAAAACCAAAUACCAGUAAAAAUAAACACUCUAAACCUCAAAUCAAUAUUACACCUACUCGAAUUUUAAGUCGUCCGGAAAUUUUAUAUCCGCCUAGAGUACCAAACCGAAAAGUUGUAAAACCAAUGCCACCGAAACCUAUAAUUUCCGUAGCAACUCCUGUUUUAGAAAGUUCAGAAUUAUCAAUUAUCGACGAUUUUAUAGAACCCACAGACGUGUUGAAACAAACUGACUUGACAACAAUAUUACUUUCUGAAACUCCUACUUUGUUUGAAAAUACCAAUAUUCCUACUUCACCAUUAGAGAACAAGGUAAAUAUUUCGAGUAUUCUUCCUACACAUCACGCAGGCAAUGAAAUAAAAAUAUCAGAUGACAUUAUUCCCACAAAGACAGAAUUUAAGACUACUGUAGUUACUUUAACAAAAACUUUGUCAGAACCACCACAAAUAGUUUCUAGUAUCGGUUACUUUAAUCUGACUCAUACGUUAACUGUAACACAUACAAAAACAAGUCUUAUAAGCCAAUCAGAAGGGGCCAUUACACAAACGUUGGUGGUAACAAAUACGCAGACAUCGACUGUUGUUGAUGUUGUAACUGAAAUUCACACACAUGUGCAACCAACAACAAUUGUAGAAACAGUUACCAAACAUAUUCCUAUUCCGCAAGUUCAACCAACACCUAUCCAAGUAAUAAAGAAGACCAAAGUAGCACUGGAUGAUAUUUCUAUGUCAUCUGAAGAGCACGAUAAUUUAAACAUAAAAGCUGCUGAAACAAUAGAAAAUAUUCAAAAAAUUGAACAGGAUGGGGAAAAUGAUAGCGACACUUUCUUUGUCGUAAUGAACAAAUCACAAAACGGAGGAAAAUCCCCUCCUGUUAGUACAGACAUCGAAACCGGUGACUACGACGGAAUUACAAGAAAUGAACAAGUAAAUAGUAAUGGUGUAUCACAGGUUCUCUUCGGUGAAAUAUUGCUAGCUGGAACGCCAUAUUUGGAAACAACUAAUGUCGGUCAACCCAUUGGAUAUGGUAAAGAAUGUCAACCGGAUUGUAAAGCUUCCCGAAAUGAGAGAUGUCAAAGAAUUGAUGGAAUGAUGAAGUGUGUUUGUAGGCCUGGUUUCGCUAGGAUGUUCCCCGACAGACCUUGUAAACCAACAUACACGUACUCAGUCAAAUUAGCUCUAAAAUCUCAAGGGAAUGAACCUCUGAAAUUCCACGAAAGCUUGUCAGAUAAUUCUAGUAAGCAGUAUCACGCGCUGGCCGUGGCAACCCAUGAAGGCAUUAAUAGGAUGAUAAUGCAGUCAGAUUUAAGAGAUGUUUAUCAUGGAGUACACAUAACCGGAUUCCAACCAGUAAAAAUGAAAACAAUAAAUGGUGAGAAAUACCAGGGAGUCAUGAAUGAAUUCUAUGUUCAGCUCUCGGACAACGCCCACGAGAGUCGAUUGAAAGAAGUAAUUGAAAAAUACUUAAGAAAUAAUAACCACAGCCUAGGAGGAACCGAUGUGUAUGCUGCUGAUGAAUUGAUGGACAGAUUGAAUGUCAGCGAUUUCGACGAAUGUCUCAGCACUCAGUUCCACGACUGUUCAGAACACGCGCAGUGCUUCAAUCUACGUGGAACUUAUACAUGCAGUUGCUUAGAAGGGUACGGGGACCUUAGUGUUAACCCGCUCUAUCCUGGCAGAAUUUGCUCCGCGGAACCAGUUGGAUGUGAACGUUGCAACUAUCACGGUGCUUGUUAUUCAAGAGACGAUCAUCGAGUACUUUGUGAAUGCUUCCAGUGGUACACCGGCAGCAGCUGCCAAGUUAACCUCAAAGUGGUGCUAAUCUCCUUGGUGGUGCUAGGUGCAUUACUGACGGUAGUAUUGGCAGUGUGCUCGGUGGUUGCCUGCACCCGCCGGCCGCGACCACCUCAACGCUCCAUUGUCACUUGUAUACAGGGAAUGCCAAGCUUGCACCAGGGUACAACACCGUCUAAGCAGCGAGCUGAUCGUAGAGCGCUGAUAAACGAUCGGACGGAGUCGGGUGACGCGUCUAGUGUACAGAACGCGUCCUUACCGUAUUUGCCAUCUAAGCGUUCGUCAAGCAAGAAGGGUCUGGCGGCGACGAUGUCAGAGCCUCCCGCGCACGCCCCGCCACCGCCGCCGCCGCCUGCAGUAGUCAUACCGCGAGCCCGUCUGCACACACACCACUCCGAAAGCCGAGACAAUCUGGCGAGGAAGAGGAGCUUAGAGCUGAGUAACGAAGCGAAGUUGAUCAGCUAUUUGGAGUCCGGCACAACGACAGCGAAUGAUGAAAUGAGAAGAAAGCAUAGCCUGGAAUCAUCAUACAGUGCACAAAAAGAGCGACACGCUAAGCAAGGAGCGUUAAUAUCAGCAGGCUUCAAGGUGUCGACUACAAUCCGACCAGAAGAGACGGCAACAGAUCGGGAAGACAGAGACGACCUAUCGUCUGUAAGCAAAACUGAUUUGGACGGCGAAUUAUCAAGAUUAAACACCAUGAGAAAGUCAUAUAGCCAAGAAGACAUGUCUGAAUGGACAGACGCUGAAAGAAGGAUCGGAGAAUUGACACUGUCAGAGGCGCGCUCAGUGGGAGGCACGCUUCCCGCAAGCACCGGGAGAGCAGCUUCGUCGACACGUUUGACACAUCAAGAGGCCAACACGAUGGCUGAACGAGACCUGGGCUCCACCUUCCUUCUACCGCACGUGCAUCUCUAUAAACCUGACCUUACGAGUGACGUCUCGGAGUUCGAUUCCCUGUGA
Parnassius apollo (apollo) is the source of this 7920-nucleotide messenger RNA. The record is from the annotation of a GenBank genome assembly. Lineage: Eukaryota; Metazoa; Arthropoda; Insecta; Lepidoptera; Papilionidae.